This is a messenger RNA of Clarias gariepinus (North African catfish), 1981 nucleotides long. It is a transcript of the gene plrg1, whose product is annotated as pleiotropic regulator 1. The record is from RefSeq and is a predicted model, not a curated record. The coding region runs from base 98 to 1642 and encodes 514 amino acids. The transcript is spliced from 15 exons. Gene Ontology annotation, cellular component: precatalytic spliceosome; catalytic step 2 spliceosome; Prp19 complex. Gene Ontology annotation, biological process: mRNA splicing, via spliceosome. Gene Ontology annotation, molecular function: protein binding. Lineage: Eukaryota; Metazoa; Chordata; Actinopteri; Siluriformes; Clariidae.
GAAAUCAGGCACUUCCGGUGCGUUGUGUUUUCUCAGUGUGCUUAACGCAAGCUGAAAGUUACUGAGUGGAGAGAAGACAACGAAAACAGCGUCAAACAUGACAGAGGAGGUGCAGAAGCACUCGGUUCACACACUGGUCUUCAGGUCUCUCAAACGAAGCCAUGACAUGUUCGUGUCCGAUCAGGCCAAACAGGUCUCUCUGGACGAGAAGAGUCACAAGAUGAAGUUGAAUGUUAAGUUGAGAACGGAGUACAGCCCGGUGUUGCACAUGCCCGUCCUUAAAGAAGGGAAAAGCAAAGUGGCGUCAAACGCCCUGGAUCCAUACGACACGAUGGGAUAUGCCUCAGCCGAGAGCGAUCCAGAGUACCUGAUCACAGGAACACACCCAUACCCAUCUGCCCCAGGAGUUGCCCUGACUGCUGACAAUCGGCUGCAGAAGAUGCCAAGCGAAGCCGCAGUUCACUCCAUGGCACUGGCUCUGCCUCCGUCUCAAGCAAGGCAGGACAUGGCUCGCACUGCAGCGAGUGUAGGUGAUAUCCACAGACACGCUGGGGCAGCGGAGCGAUCGCAACCACCACAACACACAAUGGCUUUAAUGGAAGCAGGAGGAACAAAGAACUCUACGCUGAUUCCUCGAAAAGCCCCGACAAUGCCCAAACCACAGUGGCACCCACCAUGGAAACUCUACCGGGUGAUCAGCGGUCAUCUCGGCUGGGUCAGGUGUUUAGCGGUGGAGCCCGGAAACCAGUGGUUUGUUACUGGAUCUGCAGACAGGACCAUAAAGAUCUGGGAUCUGGCGAGUGGGAAGCUGAAGCUGUCUCUAACAGGUCACAUCAGUACAGUAAGAGGCGUGGCCGUGAGCUCCCGCAGUCCGUAUCUGUUCUCAUGUGGAGAGGAUAAACAGGUCAAGUGCUGGGAUCUGGAGUAUAACAAGGUUAUCCGUCACUACCACGGUCACCUGAGCGCUGUGUACGAUCUGGACAUCCAUCCAACCAUCGACGUCGUGGUGACGUGCAGUCGUGAUGCUACAGCCAGGGUUUGGGACGUUAGGACCAAAGCGAAUGUCCACACCCUGACCGGUCACACCAACACGGUCGCCACGGUGAAGUGUCAGAGUGCUGAGCCCCAGAUAAUAACAGGUAGCCAUGACACCACCAUCAGACUCUGGGAUUUGAUCGCUGGAAAGACGAGAGCAACGCUGACCAAUCACAAGAAAUCUGUGCGAGCGGUGGUGCUGCAUCCGCGACAAUACACGUUCGCUUCAGGAUCUCCGGACAACAUCAAGCAGUGGAAAUUUCCAGACGGGAACUUCAUCCAGAAUCUGUCGGGACACAACGCCAUCAUCAACACGCUCGCAGUGAACUCUGAUGGAGUCCUGGUUUCUGGAGCCGAUAAUGGAACGAUCCACCUCUGGGACUGGCGGACGGGCUACAACUUUCAGAGGAUCCAUGCGGCUGUGCAGCCCGGCUCUCUGGACAGCGAGUCAGGGAUUUUCUCCUGCGUGUUCGAUCACUCCGAGAGCCGCUUGAUCACAGCAGAGGCGGACAAAACUAUUAAAGUUUAUAAGGAGGACGACACUGCGACGGAGGAAUCCCACCCCGUGAACUGGAAGCCAGAGAUCCUCAAGAGGAAACGAUUUUAAACUUUGCAAACAAAAAGAAACUGUAUUUUAUUAUGUUAAUUUCCCCCCUCCUUUUUUUACACCACCUUACCUUGCAGUUUCUUUUCCCCAUAAAUGUCACAGAUCAAUGUUGCUGCAAUUGUUUUUUUUUUUUUUCGUUUGUAUUAUUGGUUUAUCAGUCCGAGCUGGUGAUGCCAAUAGAAAUAAAACCUUCUGUAAAACCUGUUUUACACACUGAUUUGAAUUUGAAACAAAAAGGCUUUCUGACUCUUAACGUUUUGCUUGCAUCAGGCUUCAUAUUUUGUUUGUUUCCUCAAAGAAAGUCAUUAAAGCCCAGUUUGCAGGGAGAUCAAAUAGAAU